AUGGAUGUUCGUAAUGUGUUUGAAACUGAAUUUAAAAAGUGGUGUGAAAGUGAUGCAUUGGAUGUUUCUCACUUCUUUAUGUUGAUCCUUGAGGAGGAUCUAGAAGUUUCUGAGAUUGAGAAUGCUGCUCACACUGUCAAGUGUCUGGGCCGGGUGCGGCUCAGGGGCAGGAAGCACCAUGCUCAGCAAAACAAAUGGAUGGUGUUAUGUGAGUGUAAGGAAUCAGUAAAUUCACCUAAUGUCCCCUCUGAAAUCAUGGCUCUGGGCCAGCAGCAACCUUGGAUGCUUAUCACACUCUUUAAAACUGUGCCUGAGCCCAGGGAUUUUACUGAUCGGCUGAAGGAUUUCUUGAAUGCGGAAAACAAAACUGUGGAUGACCUGCAAGCUAUAGUAGGUGACAUAGGUAGUUCGCCAACGUCCAUCAUUCGGGCAAUGAGUGAUCUGUCUGAAAAGACAGUGAAGCCACCUGGAGAGAACAAUGCAUACAGACGUUUGCGGAUUUUUUCCGGGGUUUUGCCAACACCAGUGGGCGAAGAGCAGUUCGAACAUUGGGUGGAGCAGGCAAGGCUGAUGGUGGAUGAAAGUGACUCAUCUAGUAAAGAGAAGAGAUGCAGAAUUAUGGAAAGCCUUAAGGGACCUGCGCUGGAGGUGGUGAAGGCAGCGCACACGGCCAAUGCAGACGUAAGUCCACAACAAUGUUUGGAGGCCUUAGAAAAUGUAUUUGGCACAGCCGAAACUGGUGAGGAUCUAUAUUUCUCCUUCUGCCUCAUGCAGCAGAAACAGGGAGAGAAGCUGUCUGAUUUUCUCAGGUGGUUGGAGCAGGCCCUUACUAAGGUGGUGAAAAGAGGCGGCAUUACCCCUUCUCAAGCCAACCGAGCCCGGCUAGAACAGCUGAUAAGAGGAGCAGUAGCCUCUGACCUGAUGGUGAUCCAGCUCAGGCUUAGAGAGAGAAAAGUGAAUCCCCCUAAUUUUUUGGAACUGCUAUCUGACAUUAGGGUUGAGGAAGAGUAUGAGGCUUCCCAAACAAAACUGAGUGCAACAGUACACAGUGUCGAUGCUGAUAAAGAAACUGACAAUAAAACAGAAGAGAUUCAGGCAUUAAAGACUAAGAUCAAAGAGCUGAAAUCUAUGGUGUCUGCACUGACUGUGGCACCAUCCAAAACAGCUACUGACACUACAGCCACGGCAGCCAAGGGUCAAGUGUGGACGUCCCAACCUGAAACUGAUUUUGAGGUAGUAAUGUUAAAGAAACAGGUGAGAAGACUUGAGCAGAUGUUGGCGACCCGGGAUGCCAAUUCAAUGGAUGAUACAGCUGUUUCAUUAGUGGUAAACUCUUCGAGGAGUGUCAUGAGAGGCUGUGGUGAUAAAGACACAAAUUUUUGCUAUAGAUGUGGGGAUGAUGGACAUUUUUCCACUGCUUGCAUAAAUGAAGAGAAUCAAAACAAAGUUAUCCAGAAGCUCAUUCGCACCCUGAGAAAGAAGGAUCAAGCACCAAAACCUGAGAGGAAUAAAGGCAACAGCAGAGAGGUUUGCUCUUCCAAGAGAAGUGCUGUGCAAACACAGACUGUGACUGCACUGCCUAAGGGGUUGGUAGGUCCAUCUUCUUUCGUGUCAGUGAAGAUAAAUGGACAUUUAUGUGAUGCUUUAUUAGAUAGUGGGUCACAGGUGACUAUCAUCUUUGAGGAUUGGUACAAAAAGGCCCAAUCCCAAUUCUAA
Molecule: messenger RNA, 1716 nt
Organism: Neoarius graeffei (lesser salmon catfish)
Lineage: Eukaryota; Metazoa; Chordata; Actinopteri; Siluriformes; Ariidae
Product: paraneoplastic antigen Ma2-like
Exons: 1
Coding region: 1-1716 (571 amino acids)
Biological process (GO): proteolysis
Molecular function (GO): aspartic-type endopeptidase activity; nucleic acid binding; zinc ion binding
Source: RefSeq, a predicted model, not a curated record